Molecule: messenger RNA, 1957 nt
Organism: Pan troglodytes (chimpanzee)
Lineage: Eukaryota; Metazoa; Chordata; Mammalia; Primates; Hominidae
Product: small ribosomal subunit protein uS17-like
Exons: 1
Coding region: 1423-1908 (161 amino acids)
Biological process (GO): translation
Cellular component (GO): ribosome; cytosolic small ribosomal subunit
Molecular function (GO): structural constituent of ribosome
Source: RefSeq, a predicted model, not a curated record
GAUAUGGAAAUGACUGUGUGUGCCUACGCGUGCAGACCCUCCUGGCCCCUCGGGUAAAGGAACCGACCGUGUGUGCCUACGCGUGCAGACCCUCCUGGCCCCUCGGGUAAAGGAACCGACCGUGUGUGCCUGCGCGUGCAGUCCCUCCUGGCCCCUCGGGUAAAGGAACCGACCGUGUGUGCCUGCGCGUGCAGUCCCUCCUGGCCCCUCGGGUAAAGGAACCGACCGUGUGUGCCUGCGCGUGCAGUCCCUCCUGGCCCCUCGGGUAAAGGAACCGACCGUGUGUGCCUGCGCGUGCAGACCCUCCUGGCCCCUCGGGUAAAGGAACCGACCGUGUGUGCCUGCGCGUGCAGACCCUCCUGGCCCCUCGGGUAAAGGAACCGACCGUGUGUGCCUGCGCGUGCAGUCCCUCCUGGCCCCUCGGGUAAAGGAACCGACCGUGUGUGCCUGCGCGUGCAGACCCUCCUGGCCCCUCGGGUAAAGGAACCGACCGUGUGUGCCUGCGCGUGCAGUCCCUCCUGGCCCCUCGGGUAAAGGAACCGACCGUGUGUGCCUGCGCGUGCAGACCCUCCUGGCCCCUCGGGUAAAGGAACCGACCGUGUGUGCCUGCGCGUGCAGACCCUCCUGGCCCCUCGGGUAAAGGAACCGACCGUGUGUGCCUGCGCGUGCAGACCCUCCUGGCCCCUCGGGUAAAGGAACCGACCGUGUGUGCCUGCGCGUGCAGUCCCUCCUGGCCCCUCGGGUAAAGGAACCGACCGUGUGUGUGCCUGCGCGUGCAGACCCUCCUGGCCCCUCGGGUAAAGGAACCGACCGUGUGUGCCUGCGCGUGCAGUCCCUCCUGGCCCCUCGGGUAAAGGAACCGACCGUGUGUGCCUGCGCGUGCAGACCCUCCUGGCCCCUCGGGUAAAGGAACCGACCGUGUGUGCCUGCGCGUGCAGACCCUCCUGGCCCCUCGGGUAAAGGAACCGACCGUGUGUGCCUGCGCGUGCAGACCCUCCUGGCCCCGCAGGUAAAGUGUCUCGUCCACCCCCUCUGCCAUCACUGUACCUCACGUGGCCUCCACCAUAGCACAUCAUGUCUGCCAUUGCGUGUGUGCCCAUUACAUGGCGAGAUCCUUGAAGACAGAGACUCAUUCCCCGUCUGCCUCCCACCACCUUGAACACUCCCAACUCCUAACGUGCCAACGCGGGUUUAAUUUGCCGAAUUAAAUCUUCAGUUCUGCUGAGUACAUUCCUCGGCUACAAAGCUAAUGGUUCCAAAACAAAAUGAUCAAGUAUUUGAAUCCUUGAGCAUCAACACUGCCUUUUAAAAUACAGAAAAGUCUAAACUAGUCCAGCUGAAACAUCUGUGAGCUUCAGUUCCAAUGAGGGAGUCCAGGGAGUUAGAAACUGGAAGAGCACCUUUUUUCAGGUGGCCGGGAAGAUGGCGGACAUUCAGACUGAGAGUGCCUACCAAAAGCAGCCGACCAUCUUUCAAAACAAGAAGAGGGUCCUGCUGGGAGAAACUGGCAAGGAGAAGCUCCUGCAGUACUACAAGAACAUUGGUCUGGGCUUCAAGACACCCAAAGAGGCUACUGAGGGCACCUACAUUGACAAGAAAUGCCCCUUCACUGGUAAUGUCUCCAUUCGAGGGCGGAUCCUCUCUGGCGUGGUGACCAAGAUGAAGAUGCAGAGGACCACUGUCAUCCGCCGAGACCACCUGCACUACAUCCGCAAGUACAACCGCUUCGAGAAGCACCACAAGAACAUGUCUGUACACCUGUUCCCCUGCUUCAGGGACGCCCAGAUUGGUGACAUCGUCACAGUGGGUGAGUGCCGGCCUUGCCGGCCUCUGAGCAAGACAAUGCGCUUCAACGUGCUCCAGGUCAUCAAGGCUGCCGGCACCAAGAAGCAGUUCCAGAAGUUCUGAGGCUGGACAUCGGCCCGCUCCCCACAAUGAAAUAAAGUUAUUUUCUCAU